GCAGCAGCAGCAGUGCUCGGGUCUCGAUCGUUGCUCUCAAGACGCAUUCAGGCAAUUAAAGAAGUGAUGCUCCACACUGCGAUGUUUACCCCGCCAGUCUCCUCUUUCGCAGUAGACACGCCGGAGCUGCAAUGAAGGCAGGGGCCUCGUCCAUGUGGGCUUCAUGCUGUGGUCUGCUGAAUGAAGUCAUGGGUACUGGGGCCGUCAGAGGCCAGCAGCCAGGGUUUGGGGCCGGUGCUGGACCCUUCAGAUUUGCCCCCAGCGCGGGAUACUCCACAUACCCGCCUACCAGCUCAGGGAGUCCCAGCCUUGUAUGCAAGGCCUGCGGUCAGGCUUUCUCAGUCUUCAGGAGGAAGUAUAUUUGCUGCGACUGCAAGAAGAGCUUCUGCUCGCUGUGCUCCGUGCUUCAGGAGAAUCUGCGCAUUUGUGCCACAUGUCAUUUGCUGAAGGCAACAGCAUUUCAGCGGCCGCGGCUCAUGCGCCUACGAGUCAGGGACCUGCGUCAGUACUUGCUGCUCCGUAACAUCCCCACCGAUACCUGCAGGGAAAAAGAAGACCUGGUGGACUUGGUGCUCUGUCACCAAGGUAUUGAGGAAGAGGAGGACCACGACACGAACAGCCUCCACUCUCGUUCCCUGUAUACGCCGACCCCUUCUACCACGCAGUCAGCCUCAGAGCUGUCAGCUUUUGUCGCCUCUCCAGAAGAGCAGCUCAGCAGGAGUGAUAGCUCUGAUAACAACCAGGAUACAGGUGAUACCACAUCUGUUUCUCUCCUCAACUUGGACCACAGUGAACUCACUCCUGAGGUCAGUCCUCAGACACGACGUCGGGCCAGAGCGUCUCUGUCAGACAUCUCCAGCUUGAGGGACAUCGAGGGCCUGUCUGUCAGGCAGCUGAAGGAGAUCCUGGCCAGGAACUUUGUGAACUAUUCAGGGUGCUGUGAGAAGUGGGAGCUGGUGGAGCGUGUCAGCAGACUGUACAGAGAGACAGAGGAGAACAGGAAAUCAUUGGAAAAUGUGAGCAGUACUGUAACCACAGUGGUGGCCUUCCCCCCUCCUAUCUGCAACGGGGCCAUCGGAGACGGGGAGAAGGGUCCCCUGACGAUCCACGACGACAACCUCUGCAGGAUCUGCAUGGACGCUACGAUCGACUGCGUCCUCCUGGAGUGCGGUCACAUGGUCACGUGCACCAAGUGCGGCAAGAGGAUGAACGAGUGCCCGAUCUGCAGGCAGUACGUCGUGAGGGCCGUGCACGUCUUCAAGUCCUAAUGCGCCACGCCGCAGCGCCGCAGCACCUGCUUCAGAGCUGCAGCUCACACUGAGACUGUAACCUUAAAAACCAUGCAGCUCAUAACCUUUGAAUCCCCAAAAGACUUACUUUGUGGAUGUUCCAUGUUUGUAUUCCCUACAGCUCUCACAUUAUUUGCACAUUGAAAUAUUAUGAGAAAUGUGUUUUUCUUAAGAAUUUGACUUGAGUUUCGCCAGUGAGUGUAGGAUCGUACCCUCCGUAUGAGUCAUUCCUCAAGUAAACAUAUCUCUAAUCUGUGUUCAUUCCUCAGUGUCUGUUUUGCUUUUCUUCUAAUUUUUCAAAGCAAAGAAUGUGUGGCACUCAGCCACGUGCAGUCUAGUUAAACACAACUCAUCACCCUCAGAUCUGCCUAUAAACUGUAGCUUCAGAGCACCUCUUUUUGCAACUGCUGCAAGUGAAUACAUAUCUUAGUAACACCGAGGAUGGAUGCCUACUGAACCUCACCACAGGAGAGGGUAAAUGAACAAGGUGCCAAAUAAUGGGUCACGCCCUUAUGCUUCUCACCCAUUUAUUUCCCCUCGACUGUGUGGAUCAGUGUGUGGCUGUUUGAUUUUUUUCAGCACGAUUUAACAGAAAGCACUUUGUUCACUGUGUUAAAUGCACCACUGCUCACAACUCACUGCAAACUAUGAUCAGUAAGGGUGGCUGAGGUAGCACGUCUGCUCAUUCUUGAGUUCAAACUUAAGCUUGACUGAUGAAGUUUAGAAGGCUACUUACUUAUGUUUAUGUCAGUGGAAAAAGCUAAUACAAAGUCUGUCAUUACAGCAAUAGCUAACCUCCGCUGUCACCUCUGUCUCUGUCGGCACUUUAGUGGAGACAAAAGACAACAACCGGUGCUAACUCAUCCAACCACCUGCCCUGUUUUCCAACUGAACUGUGGAUGUGAAAUUGAAUGUUUUUUUGUUGUUGUAUAUUGUUGGGAGUGGAAUGAAGUGUCUUAAUGCUCUUUUAGUUGAUUUUCUCUCAUGUAGGAGUAAUGUAUUGAACUAACUAUUCAAAGAUAUAGCUACGAGUUUACUGACACCUGUGGUAUAGAAAGUAUAUAGAAAUAAUGACUUGCUAAUGUACAUUUGCAUAUAAUGAUCCAUAUGAGAUGUAUAUAUCUAUAUUUUUUCCAUUUGAUUUAAAUUGUGUAAUAUCAGAUUAUGAAAUGUCCCUGGGAUUGGGUUAGUUUAUUAUUACAGAGUUACGUUUUCCUGUCAAGUGGUUUGAAAUGUGUUUAAUCUGCAUUAGGUUUGCUUGAAUUUAUCUGUCCCUCUUGAACCAGAGCAUGACGAGAAUCUGUAUGACACUGGUUAUGUUAUUCCCCCAUCUUCUCCACUUAUAAAACUCAAUUUUCAGUUUUUUACCACCCUUAUCCUGCUCAUUAAGCUCUGAACUGUACAAACAAACACACACACCAAUUCCACAUUGCUGCUAUUAGAGUAAAAGUGACCCCUACAAUCAUGAACAGUAGCCGAGCAGGUUGCACUUUUCCUUUAGAGAGGGUGUAAUUGCGUGCAAGGUUUGGUCUUUGUAUUUGGGAAUGUUGAACUUUUUAUUUUGGUAAUUAAAGAUUUUAAUUAAA
Molecule: messenger RNA, 2875 nt
Organism: Centropristis striata (black sea bass)
Lineage: Eukaryota; Metazoa; Chordata; Actinopteri; Perciformes; Serranidae
Gene: rnf34a
Product: ring finger protein 34a
Exons: 8
Coding region: 132-1268 (378 amino acids)
Biological process (GO): protein K48-linked ubiquitination; negative regulation of extrinsic apoptotic signaling pathway via death domain receptors; proteasome-mediated ubiquitin-dependent protein catabolic process
Cellular component (GO): plasma membrane; cytoplasm
Molecular function (GO): ubiquitin protein ligase activity
Source: RefSeq, a predicted model, not a curated record